This is a messenger RNA of Trichechus manatus latirostris (Florida manatee), 5759 nucleotides long. It is a transcript of the gene SEMA3A, whose product is annotated as semaphorin 3A. The record is from RefSeq and is a predicted model, not a curated record. Gene Ontology annotation, biological process: positive regulation of neuron migration; semaphorin-plexin signaling pathway; negative regulation of axon extension involved in axon guidance. NCBI's taxonomy places the organism in Eukaryota, Metazoa, Chordata, Mammalia, Sirenia, Trichechidae. Gene Ontology annotation, molecular function: neuropilin binding; chemorepellent activity; semaphorin receptor binding. The coding region runs from base 405 to 2723 and encodes 772 amino acids. Gene Ontology annotation, cellular component: glutamatergic synapse; plasma membrane; axon. The transcript has 17 exons.
CAUUCGCUUCCCCGGAGCCGAAUGAAGCAGAGAGCAGGAUUAGAGUCUGCCACCGGCUAUCAGAGGAACGUAGAUAAAAGGAACUGCUUCUUAAGCACCACUGCAGCAGCCCUUGUUAAUUUUUUUUUUCCCCCUUUCCACACAACAGUUGUGCCUCAUUAUCCGGUUCCUGGCUCGAUUUUUUUUUUUUUUUUUUUUUUGGAGGGUUUGAAGUUUCCGUGCUUCAGUGACUGUUACAGAAGAAGAGGUGUUAGUGUUGCCAUGAGGUCUUGACUGUCUGCAUUUAUGAAUGAAACUGACCUAAAUCACCUGUUACCUCCAGUUUCCAGAUUGUUUGAACUUCUCUGGCGGCACAAUACCGGAGGAAAGACUGAAGCGGCAUAGGGACCCACAGCGUCUGCAGCAUGGGCUGGUUCACUAGGAUUGUCUGUCUUUUCUGGGGAGUAUUACUUACAGCCAGAGCAAACUAUCAAAACGGGAAGAACAAUGUGCCAAGGCUGAAAUUAUCCUAUAAAGAAAUGUUGGAAUCCAACAAUGUGAUCACUUUCAAUGGCUUGGCCAAUAGCUCCAGUUAUCAUACCUUCCUUUUGGAUGAGGAACGGAGUAGGCUGUAUGUUGGAGCAAAGGAUCACAUAUUUUCAUUCAACCUGGUUAAUAUCAAGGAUUUUCAAAAGAUUGUGUGGCCUGUUUCUUACACGAGAAGAGAUGAAUGCAAGUGGGCUGGAAAAGAUAUCCUGAAAGAAUGUGCUAAUUUCAUCAAAGUACUUAAGGCUUAUAAUCAGACUCAUUUGUACGCCUGUGGAACGGGGGCUUUUCAUCCAAUUUGCACCUACAUUGAAAUUGGACAUCAUCCUGAGGAUAACAUUUUUAAACUGGAAGAUUCACAUUUUGAAAAUGGCCGUGGGAAGAGUCCAUAUGACCCUAAACUACUGACAGCCUCUCUUUUAAUAGACGGAGAAUUAUACUCUGGCACUGCUGCUGACUUUAUGGGGCGAGACUUUGCUAUCUUCCGAACUCUUGGGCACCACCACCCCAUCAGGACAGAGCAGCACGAUUCCAGGUGGCUCAAUGAUCCAAGGUUCAUUAGUGCCCACCUCAUCCCAGAGAGUGACAACCCUGAAGAUGACAAAGUGUAUUUUUUCUUCCGUGAAAAUGCGAUAGAUGGAGAACACUCUGGAAAAGCCACUCAUGCUAGAAUAGGUCAGAUAUGCAAGAAUGACUUCGGGGGGCACAGAAGUCUGGUGAAUAAAUGGACAACGUUUCUCAAAGCUCGUCUGAUUUGCUCCGUGCCAGGUCCGAAUGGCAUCGACACUCAUUUUGAUGAAUUGCAGGAUGUUUUCCUAAUGAAUUCUAAAGAUCCUAAAAAUCCAAUCGUAUAUGGAGUAUUUACAACUUCCAGUAACAUCUUCAAGGGAUCAGCAGUGUGUAUGUACAGCAUGAGUGAUGUGAGAAGGGUGUUCCUUGGUCCAUAUGCUCACAGGGAUGGUCCCAACUAUCAGUGGGUGCCUUAUCAAGGAAGAGUCCCCUACCCCCGGCCAGGAACUUGUCCCAGUAAAACAUUUGGUGGAUUUGACUCUACAAAGGACCUUCCUGAUGAUGUUAUAACAUUUGCAAGAAGUCAUCCAGCCAUGUACAAUCCAGUGUUUCCUAUCAAUAACCGCCCAAUAAUGGUCAAAACGGAUGUAAAUUAUCAGUUUACACAAAUUGUAGUAGAUCGAGUGGAUGCAGAAGAUGGCCAAUAUGAUGUCAUGUUUAUUGGAACAGAUGUUGGGACCGUUCUUAAAGUAGUUUCAAUUCCUAAGGAGACUUGGCAUGAUUUAGAAGAAGUUUUGCUGGAAGAAAUGACAGUUUUUCGGGAAGCAACUGCUAUUUCAGCAAUGGAACUUUCUACAAAGCAGCAACAACUAUAUAUUGGUUCAACCACUGGGGUUGCCCAACUACCUUUACACCGGUGUGAUAUUUACGGAAAAGCCUGUGCAGAGUGUUGCCUGGCCCGCGACCCUUACUGUGCCUGGGAUGGUUCUUCAUGUUCUCGUUAUUUUCCUACUGCAAAGAGACGCACAAGACGACAAGAUAUAAGAAAUGGAGACCCACUGACUCACUGCUCAGACUUAGAACACCACGAUAAUCACCAUGGCCACAGCCUUGAAGAAAGAAUCAUCUAUGGAGUAGAAAAUAGUAGCACGUUCCUGGAGUGCAGUCCAAAGUCACAGCGGGCUCUGGUCUACUGGCAAUUCCAGAGGCGGAAUGAAGAACGAAAAGAAGAGAUCAGAGUAGAUGAUCAUAUCAUCAGGACAGAACAAGGCCUUCUAUUGCGCAGCCUACAGCGGAAAGAUUCAGGCAAUUACCUCUGUCAUGCUGUUGAACAUGGAUUCAUGCAAACUCUUCUUAAAGUGACCUUGGAAGUCAUUGACACAGAGCAUUUGGAAGAACUUCUUCAUAAAGAUGAUGAUGGAGAUGGCUCUAAGACCAAAGAGAUUUCCAACAGCAUGACACCUAGCCAGAAGGUCUGGUACAGAGACUUCAUGCAGCUCAUCAACCACCCAAACCUGAACACAAUGGAUGAGUUCUGUGAACAAGUUUGGAAAAGGGACCGAAAACAACGUCGGCAAAGGCCUGGACAUACCCAAGGGAACACUAAUAAAUGGAAGCACUUACAGGAAAAUAAAAAAGGUAGAAACAGGAGGACCCAUGAAUUUGAGAGGGCACCCAGGAGUGUCUGAGCUGCAUUACCUCUAGAAACCUCAAACAAGUAGAAACUUGCUUAGACAAUAACUGGAAAAAAAUGCAAUAUACCUGAACUCUUUUCAUGGCAUUAUGUGGAUGUUUACAACGGUGGGAAAUUCAGCUGAGUUCCACCAAUUAUAAAUUAAGUCCAUGAGUAACUUUCCUAACAAACAGGCUUUCUUCCUAAUACCAACACCUAGUAGAGGUCACAGGUGAAUGCGGAUAUUCACUCUAGCAGACUUAAUGUUUCCUACAAGAUUUCAUUGUACAGGUUUCACCUUCUUCUUUGCCUGAGAAAUAAAAAUGUCAUUUGCCAUAUUGCCAUCUAAAGAAGAAAAACUGCAUCAGCAAAGCCAUUUUACUGAACUAAAAGUUUAAAAUAAACUGCAUGGAUUUAGUAAGCUGAUGACUAUUCCAAAAUGUGGUUGGAUUCAAGGAUAUUUUUUGUCUACCAGCACUCUUGUUUGUAUGUACUGGAGGAGUAAAAUGAUACUGAAUCAAAUGGUCUGUGGAAAUAUAAAAAACAUAAACCAUCCAGCAUCCAGAAGAACAAUGGAAUACACUGAUCUACUACUGAUGUCUUCUUUCAGCUUUGAUCUAAAGAUGUAUUUUAUUAAAGCUAUAAUUUAAAUGUACCAUGACAAAUAUGCAGUAAAAAUUAGUUCUUUUUCUAAGCUAGAGUAGGUUUUUGUCUUACAAAUAUUGUGCUAUAUAGUUUUUGUUUUAAAAAUUCCAAUUUUGUGCUGCUUUUUAUUUUUUUAAUUUUCUUUUCAGUUCGAUAAGAGGGAUAGCUGAUAUUGUCUUAGAAACACAUAUACAUCUAUAACAGUUGUUUCCUAAAACCUAGAUAUAAAUUAUUCUUUAUUUUUCUGAGGAUAUUAAACGAAUGGAAGCCUUUCACACCUUCCCGCUUUAAGUAUUAUCUAAAUUUAACCUGCGUACUGUUCUCAUAAAAACAACGAAAAGGCCUUUAACCAGGAAAAAAAGGGAAAAUAAUUGAUUUGUUAAAUGCAUUUUAUUGCUUCUAGUGGAUUAAUGAGUAGAAAACGAACUGUGUAUGUCAUGAAACUAAAAAGCGUUGUCUUAAUAUAGUGUUAAAAGAAAAUGUCUCUUCAUUCUGUACUUGAAUCCCUACAUGAUAUUUGAGACAUAAAAAAACUCUCUCUUGAUUCCAUUGGGGAUUACAUUUGUAUCACUUCAUUUUUUUUAAAAAGAGAGAGAAGAUCUAUAAUAUUAAAACAAACAUCAUAAAGGCAAAUUUUCCAACUCUGUUUAUAUCUGUAUCAGUCAUUUGCUAACUGCCACUUAUCUCACCUUAAGACACUUAAUCUGUCUAAAGAACACAACUCUUUUUUAUCUCAACAGGAGUGACUUUUAUAUAAACUGUUGUCCAAGACACAAUCCCCACUUAAGCAAUGUAAAACUCUUCAUCCUCUGCAACAACUUCUAAAUUGUGAUAAAAUCCUAUUAAUUAAGGGCUUGCCUGCAUUAUUGUUCUAUGACGAUUCAUUGAUAAUCAUUGACUUCAAGAUGCAUAAGACCUUCAGCAUUACAAUACUGUUUCUUUUGCACUGCGCUCACCUUUCUAGGAAUCCCUCUGUAGGUCCAUCAUGCACAAAAAAAAAAAAAAAAAAUGCAAAGAAAACAUCUUAAUGCUAAUUAAUGAAGCAGCAUUGAAAUUCUAACCCUAGCUGUCUUGGGAUUCUAAUUAACUCAGCAUUAAUUUCUCACCUCAGACUACAGUGAAUUUUUUAAAAUUCCCCAUCAGCUGAAAUAUUUCACAGAUGGAAGCUCAUGUUUCAGUUUUAAUGAUUCCUUUGAAUAAACAAUUUGUUGAUGCGUCUUUCAAAUGAAAAAGCCUAAAAAAUAUUCUACAUUCAAUUUUAGGCUUCAUUGACUAAUCUGGUGUUGCUUUUAGAAGUACAUCCUGAAGUGGAAGAUGAAUUGUUAAAUUAUUUGAAGGACACACUCCUUUACAGAAAAAAAGUAUUUGAAAUAUAAAUCAAAGAACAAAGAAUGCUCCAAAUAGGUCAUUCUUGCAUACAUCAAGUAUCUUAACUGUACUAAAAUGCAGUGUUGCAUUUCAUUUUAAACUUGCAGCUGAAACAAAUUUAUCUGCAAUAACAGAAGUACCUGAUUUCUUAUUAGUCUUCAAAAAAGGGAUUUUAAGGGAUAUAGAUUAUAUAACUGCAGGGAUGCCUUCCCAUACCUGAAUGCAUUUUGUUUAGCUACGAAAUACCAAUAGAAAGAAAGUCAAGACUUUGAUUAAAAGACACGAACCAGUCUACUGGCAUGUAUUUAUAAACUAUCAGGUCUAAGUUUCAAAAAAAAUUAAAGCUAUAACUUGCAAGUAAAUAACUCAUUACAGUCAUAACCUUCUGCCAAUGAGUAUUGAGAGGGGCAGUCUGCAUGAAAAAUAAUGUCCUAUUUAAUUUAGUUUUAAUAGUCUUUGGCAUAUACAUGUAUCAUCAGAGAUGAAACUGUGUUCAGAGACUCAUGUGAUCUUAAGCAAAGUAUGACAGCAGUCUCAAGAUAGGCAAAAGGGGCAUCAGCAGAGAAAUCAUGGCCCAGAUGAAAUCAAAUGUAAAAUGUAAACGCAUGUAAACGCACACUUAAGGCUUCUUUUUAUGUAUUAUUUAGUGAUUUUCAGUGGUAUGUGUUUAGUAGUUCAAUAUUUGCUACCUACACAUUAGGCAAAAGAGAUGUAAAUAAUUUUGAAAAGAAGGAGAAGAACAGUGUAAAAUACAACUUUUUCUAGGUAUUCCAUUUCAAUGUGUUCAACAUCAUCCUAGAAUGCAAGAUUUUUCCCCCACAGGUGACAAGGUGGUUUAUGUGCUAUUUAAGGGCAAAAGGUGUAUGCCCAUUCACUAAGCAUGUUUUUUACCAGGUAGUAAAUAUGUUCCAUAUCUGUAUUUAUCAUUGCAUUUCAGAUGGGAACUAGAAAACUGGAGAGAAAAAUGUAAUGAAACUGCUGCUGUAAAUUAUUUCUUUUAGCAUGUAUUCAGUUGCUAAAUACACAUUUCUUCAAAAUA